Molecule: messenger RNA, 405 nt
Organism: Penaeus monodon (black tiger shrimp)
Lineage: Eukaryota; Metazoa; Arthropoda; Malacostraca; Decapoda; Penaeidae
Exons: 2
Coding region: 1-405 (134 amino acids)
Source: RefSeq, a predicted model, not a curated record
AUGGGACCAGUGGAGUAUCGAGCAGUGAUCAGGUUUUUAUACAUGAAUGGCCGCACACUACAAGAGAUCUUCGAUGAAAUGAAAGAAACUUAUGGGGAGGAUACCCCAUCACAUGAUGUUGUUAAACAUUGUCAUCGCCACUUCAGCUGUGUUCGGAGAUCUGUGGAAAUGGCUCCUAUCCCAGGGCGACCCCAGUGUGCCACUGAUGAGGACACUAUCCAUCAAGGAGAGACUGCCAUUUUAGAAGAUCGGCGUAUUAUUGUUCGUCAGCUGCCAAGAUUAGUGUUGGACAUGUGCCAAGAAAACCAGAAGGACUUUUUUGACAGACUAAUCGCGCAGAAUGGAAUUAGAGUCCAUCACUAUGAUCCAGAACUAAGACCCAGACAAACCAAUGGAAGCGCUUAG